This is a messenger RNA of Gigantopelta aegis, 2542 nucleotides long. Its product is annotated as fructose-bisphosphate aldolase-like. The transcript has 8 exons. Gene Ontology annotation, cellular component: cytosol. NCBI's taxonomy places the organism in Eukaryota, Metazoa, Mollusca, Gastropoda, Neomphalida, Peltospiridae. Gene Ontology annotation, biological process: fructose 1,6-bisphosphate metabolic process; glycolytic process. Gene Ontology annotation, molecular function: fructose-bisphosphate aldolase activity. The record is from RefSeq and is a predicted model, not a curated record. The coding region runs from base 83 to 1246 and encodes 387 amino acids.
UAAUUGUUAUAUAUAUAUAUAUAUAUACGUUGGGCUCUUUUUCAAAAGGUAUUGCGCCACCUAGCAUGUUUACGUAUGCAACAUGGCAGGCAGAGGUGUCAAAGGUGCAUCCAACAGAAGUGUCAGCCCGGGAAUCAAAAGAAAUCCAUCAGCCAUGCCAAGUUUUCCAACUUACCUGACUACGGAGCAGGAGGAUGAACUCCGAAAAAUUGCCAAUGCUAUUGUGGCUCCUGGCAAAGGAAUUCUAGCAGCUGAUGAAUCCACAGGAACAAUUGGUAAGAGAUUUGCCCAGAUUGGAGUGGAAAACACUGAAGAAAACCGUCGGAAAUACAGAGAAUUGCUGUUUACUUGUGACACUGUUGCAUCUGAAAACAUUGGCGGUGUGAUCUUGUACCAUGAGACCUUCUUCCAGAAGGACAGUAAAGGUGUACCAUUUCCAAAACUUAUCCAAAACAAAGGCAUUAUUCCAGGCAUCAAGGUUGACAAAGGUGUUGUUCCUCUUGCAGGAACAAAUGGUGAAAGUACCACUCAAGGUCUUGAUGGGCUGUCAGAGAGGUGUGCUGAGUACAAAAAAGGUGGAGCACAGUUUGCCAAAUGGCGUUGUGUUUUGAAGAUUGGUUCUCAUACACCAACAUACCAGAGUAUGAUGGAAAAUGCCAAUGUGCUAGCAAGAUAUGCUACCAUUUGUCAGCAGAAUGGACUUGUUCCAAUUGUUGAACCAGAAGUGUUGCCAGAUGGAGAACAUGACCUUUUUGAAGCUCAGAAGGUCACAGAACAGGUCCUGGCUUUCCAAUACAAGGCCCUGGCAGAUCAUCACGUGUUCUUGGAAGGCACUCUUCUGAAACCCAACAUGGUGACAGCCGGACAGAGUUGCUCCAAGAAGUUCAAGCACGAAGAGAAUGCAAAAGCUACUGUACUAGCACUGUCCAGAACUGUGCCACCAGCAGUGGCUGGCGUCACAUUUUUGUCCGGGGGAAUGUCUGAAGAAGAUGCCACUCUCAACUUGAACGCUAUCAAUCAGUACCCUGGUCGCAAGCCAUGGGCUCUCACGUUUUCAUUUGGACGAGCCCUGCAGGCCAGUGUUUUGGCUGCAUGGCAAGGAAAAGAUGCAAAUAUUGCAGCUGCACAAGCUGAGCUGUGUAAACGUGCAAAGGCCAAUGGCUUGGCUGCAUUGGGACAAUACAAAGGAGGUAUGGCAGGGACUGCUGCAGACAAGUCGCUCUUUGUUGCUGAUCAUAAAUAUUAGAGGAUAUGCCAGACUACUUGUGAUGGACACUAGUUCACAUCAGUUCAGUACUGCUCAUAAUUUUUAUGUAGCAGAUGUUUUUGUUUCUGGUGGAAAAUAAUCUUUUUUUUUUUUCUUUUUUUUUUAAAUUCAUUUUACGGAUUGUGAAUUUGUUAUUACUUGCUACAUGUAUUUGAGUCAGUUCUGUGAAAUAAACAAUUAGAAAUAUGUUUUUGGUUCUCGAAAAGACACAAAUAUGGUGUGAUCGAAAAUCAUCUGGAUUUUUUAAAAACUGUAAUGUAUAUGUUUGGAAUACAGUGUAUUGUGACCUCUUUUGUUGCAUAUCUAUUGUGACUGGUAAAAGCUUAGUAUUAUUGAUUAUUUUAAAGAGACCCUAUCUCUUUAAGCUGGUUCUUCUUGGCAACUGUUUUAUGGCGAUUUUGUGCAUUUUUAUUUGGAACAAAUGUUUGGUUAAGUGUUGUUGUCUUUAAAAUUUAUAUAACUUUUUUUUGUUUUGAAAUCCAUGGAUUGGUCUGAGACCUUGUGUAUGAAUAGUACUUGUUAAAAUAUUGACUCUUGAAUAUUUCUUAUGAAAUAAUCCAUAAUGUAAAAUUCUUAAUUUGUAUUUGUUUAUGGAGAUGUAUACUAAUCUGUUACAAUUUUGUCUUUAAUCAGUACUAUGUUAUUGGGGGAAGGGUUUUUUUUUUUUUUUUUUUUUCCUUCAGUCAUAUAUGUUGCAUGUUUUCUUGUCCUUCCAGAUUUUUAUUAAUUUUGCAAAUUUAUUUCCUCUUGUGAAUCAAUGUCAGCUUUGUUACUUUUACUUUUAGAUGAAUACUAGUGAUGUACUAAAUAUUUAGUACUUGAUGUAUGGUAAAUUAGACCUAACCAGAUGAAUUUAAAAACAAAUGGGUAAUUUGGGUAUUUUCAACAUUGAUAAUUGCAGUGAUUUACAUACAUGUAAUUCUAAAAAUAAGGUAUGGAACUAUCAAAUAUAUACAAGUAAAGGAUAAAAAUGAAGAUUUUUUGGUUUAUUGAAUAUAGAUCUAGAAAAUGGCAUCUGGUGUUUGAUUUACUGAUGUGUUCAGUAUAGCUUUAAUUUAGCUGUUACCUUUAUUUUUGUUGUUUACCAUUGUUAUGGUGAUGAAUAAAUUUUAACUUGUCUCUCUGGGUCAAUAUAUAAUGCACAUUUUUUAAAAGGUUGUAUAUUAAUAGUGUAUUUCUGGUUGCAUUUUAGCAGUAUAUUUACUGGCUCAACAUGAUUUUGCAUAUUAUGUUAUCUGAUGGAUAGUUAAACAUAAUAAAUAAAUGUUAAAUGAA